AUGACAGAACGAGGCAAUUUACCACAAUCUGCCACCAUCUACCACAAACACGUCGCAGCUGUGGACGGGGACAUCAAGCACUGUGUGAUAUUCAAGACAUCCACGGGCUACGGGUUCGCCGAGCCUUACGACCUGUACAGCUCCCUGAGAGAGCUGGUGCUUCACUAUAGACACACCUCCCUGGUCCAGCACAAUGACUUGCUGAAUGUUCAGAAGCAGUGUCUAGAGCUCAAUGCCACCAGGCCCAACUUGGCGGUACCCCGAGUGGAGGUGACCCGGUACUAUGAGAGUCUGUGUUCAGGCUGCAGGGCCUUCCUCCCCCAGCAGCUCUUCCCCACCUGGGCCAUGCUCCACGACAUCAUGGACGUCAAAUUGGUGCCCUACGGCAAUUCACGGGAGCUUCCCUCAGGGAAUUCUCCCUUCACCUGUCAACAUGGAGAACCAGAGUGUCAUGGUAACAUGAUUGAGGUGCGCCUGCCAAUCAAAUGGCAAACUGCUUGUAACCUGAAAUAUUGUUCAUUCAUGAUUUCAUACCUUCCGCUUAGGCAUGUUUUCUACAUUCAGUGGGAAUCUGCAGCUAACGUUCUUGAUGCUGCCCUACCUUGCUUACAGCUGCACGUCCCCUCCAUGAUGUGGGACAUUGUAACGUCCUGUGAGAAGGGAGAGCUCGGCUUCAAACUGAUGCAUGAGAACGUCCUGAAGACCAAAGCUCUCAGUCCGGCCAAAACACACGUCCCCAUGGUGACUAUAAACGGGGAAUACACGGAUGACUUUCAGGACAAAGCAAUGUCAUCGCUUUUCACCUUGGUCUGCAAAAUGUACAAGGAAAAGAGUUAA
Oncorhynchus masou masou (cherry salmon) is the source of this 837-nucleotide messenger RNA. Its product is annotated as gamma-interferon-inducible lysosomal thiol reductase-like. The record is from RefSeq and is a predicted model, not a curated record. The coding region runs from base 1 to 837 and encodes 278 amino acids. Gene Ontology annotation, molecular function: oxidoreductase activity, acting on a sulfur group of donors, disulfide as acceptor. Lineage: Eukaryota; Metazoa; Chordata; Actinopteri; Salmoniformes; Salmonidae. The transcript has 7 exons. Gene Ontology annotation, cellular component: lysosome.